UUCUGUCACUGCUUUUACCAUUUUUGGCUUUUCGAACAUGACUUUGCAACAGUUCCACAAAAGCUCCUUCUGUGACCAAGACAAUGAUAGCUCCAAUAUUUAUUCUACUUCUUCUAUCCCCAAUAACUCAUCAAUGGAGGUGUUUUCCCACAUGGGUUCUCUCCAUGCGGCUCCAACUAAUACAAAUUCUGUGAAAAAUAGUCUUAGUAACCUGAAAGAUCCUGAUGGGUUCGAAGAAAACGUUCAUAGUUUGAGUAGUGAUAGCAAUGGUGUGAAAGAAAUGACUGUUAGUGGUGGACAGUCAAAGAUUUGUUCAAGAGGGCAUUGGAGACCUGCAGAGGACAUCAAACUGAAGGAGCUUGUAGCUCUUUAUGGUCCACAAAACUGGAACCUUAUAGCUGAGAAGUUGCAAGGGAGAUCAGGAAAAAGUUGCAGACUUAGAUGGUUUAACCAGUUGGAUCCAAAGAUCAACAAAGGAGCUUUCAGUGAAGAGGAGGAAGAGAAGCUCAUGGCAGCUCAUAGAGUUUAUGGCAACAAAUGGGCUAUGAUUGCGAGGCUUUUCCCUGGAAGAACUGAUAAUGCUGUUAAAAAUCACUGGCAUGUUGUAAUGGCAAGGAAAUUUAGAGAGCAGUCAAGUGCUUAUAGGAGGAGAAAACUGAGCCAAGUUGUUGUUCAUAACACAGCAGUCAGCUUCCUGAAUCCAUCAUCCAAAAGUUUCAACUUAUUUGCACCUCCCAUUGAUGGAAAUGGAGCUGAUGAUGGUUUUAGUGAUCAUCAUCAUCAACCUGCUAAUCUGAUGGAUGGUAGAGAUUUGUUUCUUGGAUCUACAAGCAGCUGCAACUUCAACUUUCUCCCUCUUCAUGAUCAAAACCAAACACCUAAUUGUGCUUCUUGUGGAAAUCAGAAAGCUCACAUUGAUUUGCUUUCUGGUUACAAGCACUGUGAUAUGGAAAAAGACAGCUCAAGCUUCAAUAUUUUCAAGCCUUACACCCUAAAUAAUAAUUUUCCAAUGCAACAACCAAACCACCAUCACCAUUCUGCAACUUUCUCAGACACCAUGGCAUUGGCAUCUGCAUCUGCAUCUGCAUCUUCAUCACUAUCACUUGCAGACGCCACAGCUACCAGCCAUUUUGAGACUAAUAUAUCACCACCAUUUAUAGAUUUUCUUGGCACAGGAGCUGCUUCUUGAAGAACAAAAUUUUCCCCUAAACAGGUAAAGGGAUUUGAACCAAAUAUUGAGUUGCGAACAUUAGCUCAUCGCUCAUCAUUUCAAGUAAACAGAAACCAACUUUCUUUGGGAAUCAUCAUAAUUAAUGUUCCGAGGUAGUAUCUUUUCCAAACUUGAACCAAUGAACUAGCUUUCUUGCUCUCUGUAUCUUUUAAACCUCAUAAUAUAUAUAUAUUUUUUUAUUG
Mangifera indica (mango) is the source of this 1413-nucleotide messenger RNA. RefSeq names its product transcription factor MYB64-like. The transcript has 3 exons. Gene Ontology annotation, cellular component: nucleus. Gene Ontology annotation, biological process: regulation of DNA-templated transcription. Gene Ontology annotation, molecular function: RNA polymerase II cis-regulatory region sequence-specific DNA binding; DNA-binding transcription factor activity, RNA polymerase II-specific. The record is from RefSeq and is a predicted model, not a curated record. Lineage: Eukaryota; Viridiplantae; Streptophyta; Magnoliopsida; Sapindales; Anacardiaceae. The coding region runs from base 38 to 1189 and encodes 383 amino acids.